UGUACCUCUCAAUACAUCUGAAAACUCAGAGCCAAACAAGCACUGCUCCUUCAUCUUCAACAUUUCUAAAACCUAAUCAACACACAAGUAGAACCCAUCUUCUCCAUUUCCCCCCUCUACCUCUCAAUCACCCCCUUCUUCUAACACUACCACACCCCUCAACCACUCCCACCAUCUCUCGGAUUAUCGACAGAACGACCGGCCACCACCUCUGUCUGGUGGCGGCGCGGUGACAGGACAGAGCGGAGAGAGAGAGUGAGGAGAGAGAAAGAAGAAGCUCGGGCGGUUCAUGGUGGUCCGGGGCGACGUCGUCAGAUGACCGACGAAGUUUCAUCGGUCUUUACUUUUGUCCGACGGGUUUCUGUUCGGAAGUCCGGCGACGGUCGUGGAGCAGUGAUGGUGCUGCUGAUGUGCAAGCUUCAGCUUAGAUCUCGGCUCGAGUGCGGGUCUCGGUUCAGUCUCGGCUCACGUCCGGUUUCGGGUUCGAGUUCCGGCCGACGUCAAUCAACUCCGGUCGACAUCAGUUCGGGUAAUCAUGUUCGUUCUCUCGGAUUUUCCAAUCUUUACUCGUGCAUUAUUUCAAGAAACCUCCAUACGCAACCACUGUUGAUGAGGACGAUGCUAAGAAAUGAAGUAGCGUUGAUGCCUAGAUACACAUAUAGACGCUAGGGUUUAAUAUGUAGUAUCAAUUUUGUUAUGUUGUUAUGUUUCUUUUGUUAAAGUUGUUGUAUUUGAAUUUCUUGUAAUGUUGACAAUUUGUCUUAUGAAAUGAAAUCGGACUA
Messenger RNA from Helianthus annuus (common sunflower), 782 nucleotides. RefSeq lists its product as uncharacterized. The coding region runs from base 316 to 669 and encodes 117 amino acids. The record is from RefSeq and is a predicted model, not a curated record. NCBI's taxonomy places the organism in Eukaryota, Viridiplantae, Streptophyta, Magnoliopsida, Asterales, Asteraceae. The transcript is spliced from 3 exons.